Aspergillus lentulus is the source of this 1125-nucleotide messenger RNA. RefSeq lists its product as uncharacterized. NCBI's taxonomy places the organism in Eukaryota, Fungi, Ascomycota, Eurotiomycetes, Eurotiales, Aspergillaceae. The record is from RefSeq and is a predicted model, not a curated record.
AUGCCUCGGACUCUCCCAUGGCUUACGGGCAGUGGUACCAAAGCCGAGGACACAAAGAGUUCACCGCGUCGACGUGAAGUGAAGCUCGAGAAAGGUUCGGACCACAGUGCUGAGGAGACGCCGAAGGCAUCCAAGUCUACGUCGCGAGGAGAGAAACGAGAUUUUCUUCGGUCUUCACCGAGUCCUCCAACGUCUCCGAUCCAGCGAUGUCCGUCAGAAGAAUAUUUGAUUGAAGGGUUCAAUAAAGAUGAUAUUUACAUGAUGGUCGAAGACGAGUUCUACGCCAUGGCGCAAACGUUCACCAAGCACCUCCACUAUGCGGAAUACGUCAAACGCAAGAAGGAGGCGAAACUCCAAAACGCAGCAGCAAUUCGAAACCUUGCACGACCUACUGAUGGGGUCACGCCGAAGAGCGAAGAGAUGAAGAGGACGGAGGCCGCCGCCGCCCUCUCAGCCCGCCAAAGGGCAGGCUUGGAGAAAAUGGGCGGUAAGCGGCCGCAGCUGGACUCUGAUAAGGAGGAAGACGAUACAGAUGAAGACGAUGGGCUUGCGGGUACCUCGCUAGGGUACCUUAUGACGAGUCCACGGAAGGCUCGGUCGCUGGUAGGCAUGCAAGGUGUCAAAUCGUCCACUAGGGCGGCUGCUGGGUUCGCCCAGACGUCUGGUGUUAAAAGGCAACAGACGAAUCCUGAUGCGCAUAUCCAUUCCUCACCGCAGACUGAAGUCGAAGCAGACGAUCAUGCGGUGGAUGCAACCGCUACGGAAGAUGACGACUUGGAUGUACAGAUCACCAAGACAUCCACAAGACCGACAGCAAAAAAACGUUCUAUUGAAUCAGAUCCCAGCUCACCGGUCUUAAGGACCAGCUCUUCUACUCCUCAGUAUACUGACAAUGAUGGUAAAGGAAAAAGAGCCGUCCGCGUUAUUCACAGAACUCCACCGUUGGGUAGAUCGAGAAGAAAAGUAUUCAUCGAUGACUUUGACGAGCUACCAGAGCCGUCAAAUCAAAACCCUUCGGCACAUGGCCGGCUCAAAUCUCACACAGCUAAUAAUACAAAGGAUCCGAACGAAAGUGGUGUAAAGAGAAAAUCCCGUCUCAAUGAAGUUCCGACAUUUUUGUUUUGA